GUAAAACAGCAGUAUGUUAAUAAAUACCGACGAGUAUAAGUGCUGGUGAUUUUAUUAAGUGAUAAAAAACAAACAACAAUUAUUAUUAUUUAUAUACUAAAUACUGUAUAUAAUAAUGUCACUAGAGUUAUAUCAUAUAGAAAUAAGCUCCCCAUGUCGCGCUGUACGACUUGUAAUUGAAGCUCUGGGUCUUGAAAUUAAUUAUAAAUUGGUUAAUUUAAUCAACGGUGAUCAUCUUACAGAUGAAUAUCGUCAACUUAACCCUCAACAAACUAUUCCGCUAUUGAUUGAUGAUAAUUAUAAAUUAAGUGAAAGUCGUGCCAUUAUGGCUUAUCUGGUUGAUCAGUACGGGGGUGAAGAAAAUCAACGGUUAUAUCCAACAAACUCAAAAACUCGUGCAUUGAUUAAUGCAAGGCUGCAAUUUGAUGGAGGAGUUUUAUAUCCAUCUGUUAAAAAUUGCUAUUACGGGAUGCUGUUUAGAGGACAAGACGAUAUUGAAGAAGAUAAAGAAAAUAAACUAAAGGAAGCAUUCCAAGUUGUUGAUAAUUUUCUGGAGGGCCAUGAUUAUCUCGCUGGACGAAGCUUAACCAUCGCCGAUUUAGCGAUUAUUGCAACUGUUACAACAGCCGAAACAGUUGGCUUCAACCUCCAUAACUAUAAGAACGUUACCGAGUGGGUGGACCGGGUGAAAACUUGUGCUCCGGGAUACAGAGUUGCUAAUGGUGAAAGCGUUGAGCUUCUAAAAAACUAUAUGCCUCAUCCUACUCCUCUAGAUGACAAUAAUUCCGGCGAUAAUGACAAUAAUGAUUAAUUAAAAUUAAAUAUAAUACUUAUUAUAUAGUAGUAUAAUACUCUUUGUAUAGUUAAUAUAUUAAAUUAAUUAGAAAUCUUAAA
Cotesia glomerata is the source of this 894-nucleotide messenger RNA. RefSeq names its product glutathione S-transferase 1-1-like. The coding region runs from base 116 to 811 and encodes 231 amino acids. Gene Ontology annotation, biological process: glutathione metabolic process. Lineage: Eukaryota; Metazoa; Arthropoda; Insecta; Hymenoptera; Braconidae. The transcript is spliced from 5 exons. The record is from RefSeq and is a predicted model, not a curated record. Gene Ontology annotation, molecular function: glutathione transferase activity.